AUCCCUGCAGCAGAGCGGCUCGGAUAUUAGAGCUUUAUUUCCCCCACGUUGCCAGGGUGAGUGAGUAAGUGGGCGCUCGUUCUGGAUGUCACGCAAAAACUAGUUCCUUUGGUUUACUAAAGCCGGCUGGUUGGCUGUGUUUUUCUAGGGGGGGAAAGGGGGGGUGGGAGGCUCACUGCGCUCUGGACGCGCAACAUGAAGUAGGAGGAGAGCAGCGGAGCGCGCUGAGAGAGACUCUCCAAGAGUUAGCGGUGUGUUCACGGCGAUAGAGUAUGAAGAAAUGUGAGUUGAACUUGUGGUAGAAUGGCACCUUAUCCCACAUGGGUGUCUGAGGGAUGGCAGCUUUUCACCACCACCAUCACCACCAUCCGAGCGCGGACCUGCGGCGGCUCUUCCACCGGCUCACCAUCGCGUCCUCUCUGAGCAUCCUCUGCUUCUCCCUGGUCUACCUCCUCACCGGAUGCUGCGAGUCAGAGCUGACAGAAAACUCUGAGAUCAGGCCACCCACGCGCGACUUCCUCGUGUCAGGAUCAGGAUGGCCGCUCGAGAGAAACGAAACCAGCGGUGCCAAGGAGGUGACCACCGCGUUUGGCGAAGGCGCGUUCAGCGGUCGUCCCGGGCUGGAGGCGAACAGUUCGGGGAAAGAAUGGACAGCAAGUCGGAGGUUACCCCAGGCUCUGAUCAUAGGGGUUAAAAAAGGAGGCACCAGGGCUCUGCUGGAGUUUCUGCGGCUCCACCCGGACAUCCGAGCCCUGGGGUCGGAGCCGCACUUCUUCGACCGGCAUUACGCACGGGGACUGGAUUGGUACAGAAGUAUGAUGCCCAAAGCUCUGGACGGCCAGAUCGUCAUGGAGAAGACACCUCGUUACUUUGUUACUGUGGAAACGCCAGCACGAGUCCAUGCCAUGUCGCAAGAUGUGAAGCUGAUUGUGGUCGUCCGUGACCCCGUGACCAGAGCCAUAUCUGACUACACGCAGAUCAUCUCCAAGACCCCCGACAUCCCCCCAUUUGAGAGCCUCGCCUUCAAGAACCGCACCACAGGUCAGAUCGACUCUCUGUGGAGCCCACUUUGGAUUGGCCUGUAUGCCCAGCACCUAGAGCGUUGGCUGGCCUGGUUCCCCAGGGCUCAGAUCCAUCUGGUCAGCGGGGAGAGACUCAUCUCCGAUCCGGCCGGAGAGCUGGGCAAAGUCCAAGACUUUCUGGGUCUCCAGAGAAUCGUAACGGACAAGCACUUCUACUUCAACAAAACAAAAGGCUUCCCCUGCCUGAAGAAGCCGGAGGGCAGCAGUAAACCUCACUGCCUGGGGAAAACGAAAGGGAGGACGCAUGCCUCCAUUGACCCGGAGGUGAUGCAGAGACUGAGGGAUUUUUACAAGCCGCAUAACCGGCGCUUCUAUCAGAUGGCGGGCCAGGACUUUGGAUGGCAGUGACCCUUUGAUUGUGUGGGACCAGAAGAUUUUGGGUAGAAGCCUGUGCAAAUUUUCCAUCUGACUGAAACGGAUGCAAUGACUCAGAGAGCGAAAGAUUCAGAACAGGGCUGAUUAACCGUGUCUGACUAGCAGAUGGACAUGUCAGAGACUUAGUGAUGAAAACAAAGUGUCAAUACAUUCACCCUUCAUCAAUCAGCCAUCUUGUUCUAGAUUUUGAAUGACAGCAGUGGCAUUUUAUCUGUCGUAAA
Larimichthys crocea (large yellow croaker) is the source of this 1678-nucleotide messenger RNA. RefSeq names its product heparan sulfate (glucosamine) 3-O-sulfotransferase 3-like (gene hs3st3l). The transcript has 3 exons. Lineage: Eukaryota; Metazoa; Chordata; Actinopteri; Sciaenidae. Gene Ontology annotation, molecular function: [heparan sulfate]-glucosamine 3-sulfotransferase activity. Bases 336 to 1430 code for a protein of 364 amino acids. The record is from RefSeq and is a predicted model, not a curated record.